UUAAAUCCUUCAAAACCUCAGUCAAAACCAACAAAGAAGAAGAGCAAGGUUGACACAUUUUUUUUUUCGGUUUGCAGCUUGGACGUUGGCUUUCCUUUUUGUUUCUAGUCCCCCCCCCGCGGCAGGCUGCUGGGCUCCUCCUGAGGUUUCGGCUCAACAACAAGCCUCAUCACGCGUGGUUGCUCAACCCGGCGGCUCCACCCUUCUCGUUCUCGCUUCUAACUCCACCGACAAGCGAAGCAGCUCGCAAAAAAAAAAAAAAAAAAAAAAAAAAAAAAGGACCAUGCCGAGCAACAACACCUGCCCGUACCCGUACACGCCAGCGCCUGCGUGCGACCAGACGUACGCCGAGUGGUUUGGCGGGGCGUACACGGCCGUGUGGAUUGUCUUUGCUGCGCUCGCUGCGCUGGAGCUGGUGCUGGGGUCGGUGCAGACCUUCCGCCUCGUCCGCCGCUUUGGCUUUGAUCCAUGGGGCCUGCAGCAGCUCGUCACCGAGAUGGCCGUCUUCAACGGCCUCAUGCUCAUCAUCCGCAUUCCCGACCUCUUUGGCUACAAGGACAGCAUGUCUCUCGUCGAAGGUGUCGCGAGUGGACUCCAGACGACCGCCUGCAUCACCAGUUUAAUCGCGGUCGCCUUCUCCUGGUUUCGCAUCGUUUUGUGGGGCGAGGAACACUUUACGCUGAAACUCAUCGUUUCGUGGCUGCAGCGAGUCUCCAUGCUGCUUGCAUGGACUGUUUUGCCGGCCUUGUCCAUCGCGUAUGGACUGCUGGACGCCUGGGCUGUACAGCUGGUGCGCUUCAUUUUGCUCGGCUUGAUCGAGCUCGCCUGGCUUUGCGUUGCCCUGUUUUUCGGGCUCUUGAUUGUCCGUCACACACGCGAAGCCAACCGGCUCUUGGCGUUGGCACCCUACACUCCGUCUCAGUCAACCGACACGGCCGCACCCACAUCGCCGCCAUCCAACCCAUCGCCAACCGAGUCAUCGUCUGUGAUUGAGAUGAAGGCAGUCACUCUCGAAGCGCCGCCAAGCGCGAGCUCGAGCGAGGGUGCAACGCCGUCCAGGUCGCGCGAUCGCCUGGCUGGGUCGGGCGCACUGAGCACCCGAAGCAGCACUUCGAGCCUCCGCCCAGAGGAUGUGCGCCCGAUUCAGACACAUCUCUACUCGUUCACGCUCGAUCUCGCAGUCCCGAAGCCCAUGCGACGACGGGCCGCGACCAAGGUGCCCCUCACCUUGCACAAGCGAAGAGCCAUCUUGAUUCGUCGCAUUCUCAAGUUAAUUAUUGUGACGUGCACUCUCAUGGUAGCCGUCGUGGGCUACCAGUUCUAUCUGGCCAGCUCGCUCGCCAAAUCGCGCGCCUCUUCGGCCAGAGCGCCAUCCAUCACCACCACCAGCUUCAUUUUCGACAUUGUGCUUGUUUCCAUUCAGUGGUUUUUCGGCAUGUGGCCCAUGUACUCUUUCCGCUCGCUCGUUCGCGAGAAGGACAGCGCCAGUGAACGACCCACUUCCACGCUCAUCCCAACGCAUCACUCGGAUCACGCACCUGCAUCACGAGGAGCGACCUCGCGACGAGGAGUCGGUUCUGAGAACGACGAUGAUACCAGUGUCACCGUCGAGGAUGAUGAUUCCGGCGCGGAUGCCGGCACUCCUUGAAAAAUGGCAGAAUGAGCUUUGCCACAAGGUCUAUCAAUCGGAUAGACCUCCUACAUACCACUCCCUCCCCCCUCACUCCGUCCACGUUAUUUUGUGAUAUAGCACGAUUACGAUUUUGUUUUUCACUGUUGUUAAGAUUUUGCGAUUUAGUUGUUCUUCUUGUUUUGGUUUGGUUUUGGUUUGGUUUUUUGUGUCGUGUCCUUUUUCGUUGAGCUAGAAUCACUUGCAACGACUGCAGCUGUUGCAUGGUGUGCUCUGUUUCAUUAUUAUUUCCCCCCCCCCCGCUGUCUUUUUCGGAAAUGCUCUGUUUGUUUCUCCCAAUGAACAAAACGCUAAUUCUCAUUGUUUACGUUGUUGUCGUCUCCCAAACCCAAGUUGCCGUCAUACUGUAAGACUGAGACUUGUCAUUCAAAGAUUCUUUGUUCAAAUGUCACAUCAGACCAUGA
Messenger RNA from Capsaspora owczarzaki ATCC 30864, 2094 nucleotides. RefSeq lists its product as hypothetical. Bases 284 to 1648 code for a protein of 454 amino acids. NCBI's taxonomy places the organism in Eukaryota, Filasterea, Ministeriida, Capsasporidae. The record is from RefSeq and is a predicted model, not a curated record. The transcript has 2 exons.